GCCACCGUCGUCUUCCUCCUUCUGCAGUCCCUGACCCAAACCUUUUCUUGCCUUCAAGUUUCUUUCAGACCAAAAAUUAGAAGUUAAGUUUUUUAUUCCUAAACUUGAAGAUUGAUUUGCAGCCCUCCCCUUGACUGAACAGAGAAAUGGGAAGUUCAAGCAAAGAUCUUCUGCGGAUUGAGCACAAGGGUUGCUCUUCUUCACCCCUUGAAUCUGCACUUCUUGUUUGUAAGGAAAAGGACUCGACCUCUCAAAUUGAUGCUGCCAAGAAACCAGCCAUUACCCAGAUUCCUAAAAGUCAAGUUUUGGGAAAAGUGCAAGAUUUCUUGGGAGUCAUGGCUGAAGCUAAUAAAAGGCUGGAACUUGAAACAAAGAAUAAUUCUCAAGCAUAUGAUAUUGAAGUACUCAAUGGGAAUGACUCUGAAGUCAUUGAAAUGGAUUUGAUGUUAGGUGUAGCUGAUCUUCACACGCCUGAGGCUCUGGCUGCUGCUGAAUCUGCAAUUGCUGGUAAUCAGCCGGUGAUUACAGUAUCUGGUGGUGGUGGUAGUAGUAGUGGAACAGAAUCAGAUGAUAGCAGUGAUGAUAAUGAGGAGAGUGACGAUGAUGGCAACAAUGAUAAUGAAACAUCCUGCCCUAGGGGAAAAUCCGAUACGGGCAAAGACAAUGAUGUUAGUGAAGCAGCAGGAAAGAGUAGAUCAAAGAAGCGGGCAAGGAUAGUUGAGCUUUCUUGAAAAACCAAGAAUUAGUUCAAGUAGUAAUGUAGAAAUUUCUGAACUAUCAUGUAGUCUGCAGAUCUCAAAUCACUUGGGGAGUCAUCUCUUUGAAAUUGAAGUUUCCUACUAGAGUGGUUCUUGUAUUAGAUUUUGACCUUAAA
Hibiscus syriacus is the source of this 874-nucleotide messenger RNA. RefSeq lists its product as uncharacterized. NCBI's taxonomy places the organism in Eukaryota, Viridiplantae, Streptophyta, Magnoliopsida, Malvales, Malvaceae. The coding region runs from base 147 to 731 and encodes 194 amino acids. The transcript is spliced from 5 exons. The record is from RefSeq and is a predicted model, not a curated record. Gene Ontology annotation, molecular function: box C/D methylation guide snoRNP complex binding. Gene Ontology annotation, biological process: box C/D snoRNP assembly.